AUGGCGGAAAAUGAGGUGAAAAUGUCGUAGAAUUUCAAAAAUAAAACUAAAGAAAAAAAUGGAAUGGGUUGGCGGUUCUACGAGGGUAGAAGACCAGGAGAAACACCUACUGCUUGAAAGAUUCUACUACAGAGUCAAAAAUCAAAUUCUUCAGUAUCAAAGCGGCAGCAUUGGUUUGUUUCCACUGUACCCCAAGACAGAUGACAAGCAGAAAGCAAGGGAAAGUCAUGUCAGGGAAAACAUAUACUGUGCUAAGGCAAUAUGGGCACUUGCACUGGCAUUUAGGCACAUGGAUGAUAGCCAGGGAAGGAACUAUGAACUACAGCAGAGUGCUGUCAAAUGUAUGCGAGGGAUACUCUUCUGUUAUAUGAGACAGUCAAGCAAAUUGGAGCUCUUCAAACGGAAUCAAAGAAGUGAAAACUCACUGCAUGUUAUCUUUGAUAUUAACACUGGAGAUGCUUUAUACCAGGCUGACGUGGAAUACCCACACCUACAGAUUGAUGUGGUGUCUCUAUAUUUAUUAACAUUAGCACAAAUGAUCGCAUCUGGGUUACAGAUCAUUUAUACCAGUGAUGAAGUAAACUUCAUCCAAAACCUUGUGUAUUACAUUGAACGUGCCUACAGAACACCAGACUAUGGAACAUGGGAAAGAGGGAGUAAAGAAAAUGUAGGACACAAGGAACUGAAUGCGAUGUCCAUAGGGAUGGCUAAAGCAGCUUUAGAGACCCUCAAUGGCUUUAAUCUCUAUGGUAGCUCAGGUACAUCAUCGUCUGUGAUCUAUGUAGACCCUGAUGCACAUAACAGGAACAGUACUAUUCUUCACUCCCUGCUGCCUGUAGCCUCGUCAUCUAGGGUAACAGAUGCCUCCAUGCUUAUGAUCACUGGUUUCCCUUGCUUUGCUGUUGAUGAUAGUGAACUACGGCUCAAGGCUCAGGCCCAAGUCAAGGAAAAACUGGAGGGUAAAUAUGGCUUGAAGCGUUACAUGAGGGAUGGAUAUCGAUGCGUACUGGAAAACAGGAACAGAAGAUAUUACGAGAAGCGUGAAUUAGAAUUAUUCGAUGGCAUUGAAUGUGAAUGGCCGAUCUUCUUUGUAUAUCUCGCGAUGGAUGCUCUCUUUAGACAAGACAAAGAAACAGCCAUGUAUUACGUGAGGAAGCUUCAAGAUGGACUAUUGAUAAGCACCGAAUCAGGCGAUAUCAUUCCGAAAUACUACUUUGUUCCCAAGAUAUACGUCGACGCUGAGCGACGGAAACCGCACUCACAAGUCCGGCUUCCCUCCGACUCCGAUCAUUUGUUUUUGUGGGGACAGUCUCUGUUGAUUAUCAUGGAACUAUUAGCUGAGAAUCUACUGGACGUGAAUGAGAUCGAUCCCAUAGGAAGACAUUUAUUCCAGUCCAACAAAAGAAGAUACGGUUACUUCAGCGACAGAUACUCCUCUUUUACGGUCGCAGAAACGGAUCUCGUUGUUCAAGUAGCGCUCAUCUCAGAGAGUAGAAAUUUGCAGUCUAUUCUUGCUACAUUUGGCAUCGAGACACAAACUCCACAGCAGAUAGACCCUAUUCAGAUCUGGCCUCCGUCUCAGCUCAUUCUGGGAUACGAGAGACUGGGUGUUAACCGUAAGCUUGGUUUGCUGGGAAGACCGUCAAGACCGAUAGGAGCACUGGGAACCAGUAAAAUUUACCGGAUCCUUGGCAAGACAGUAGUAACGUACCCUAAACUACUAGACGAGUUAGAUUUCUACAUGUCUUGGGACAUGUUCCUCGUUAUUGACCAGAUCAAGACUGUGAUCUCAUUCGUGCGUAGCAACUGGAGCAUGAGAGGGCGGCCUACCGUAUGUUUUUUACUCCGAGAAAAUAACUUGAGAGGUAAACAUUUCCACGAAAUGUUGAAUCUUCUGGCAUCUUUCAAGAGCGGUGAAUGUGGUGAUGCUAAAGUACGGCUUGGCAAACUGCAGACACUUAUCUCCACCGGAUGCGUGGAACACUUGGACUUCGUGCAAGGAGACGAUGAGUUGAAUCCAUUGUCCGGUGAAAUAGAACAGGAAUCUCCGGGUAUAGAAGAAGAUUCAAGAAAAAAGUCCCGGUUCAGUCGACUGAGUCGAUCAAUGACCAUAUCAGAAGAACGUUCUGAGGAAAACAUGGUAGAAGAAGAAGAUGGUAGGGACCUGGUGACUAAAUCACGUGAGACCUUAAUGGCUGAUCUCCGGGAACAUUGCAGCCUAGAUAGGCAGAUGCUUAUCCUUGAAGAGCUUUUCAAACGAGAAGGCAAAGAUUUUCGGACCCCGGAAGGUACUUUAUACGAGCGAAUCGAUGCGGUCUACCGACAGGCUGGCUACGAAAAGAACUGGUCAGUGGUGCGAAGAGGAGCUGGGCUGCUAAGGAAACUGGUGGACAGUCUUGCGCCUGGAAUCACUACACUACUGGUCUGCGGUAAAGUGGUGACUAUUGGCAUUUACGGUCACGAGGAGAAGGUUAUUUACGAACCACUGACCCCAGCAACUAUUCAGAAUAUCCUGUACACCUUUUGUUACCCUCAUGAUGUUAGAGAAGCUGUUCUACAACAAGAGAUGGUACUGUACAUGGCUUCUUACAUCGCCACGAUUCCCGAAGCAUUCGAAGGAAUACUCAAGAUCCGUAUUGGGUGGAUGAUUCAAGCAAUGAAGCAUCUCUUGACUUAUGGAUACACCCUUGGAUCUGUCUAUGCUCAGCCACCCUAUGCUGUCAAGAAACUGCUCAAGAUUGUACUCAGGUCACGUGGUAAACUACAUGGCCAGGAUUUGACUCCAAGGACACCCAUGCAAAAACGACAGUUGGAUGGUGCAGUGCAUCGAACGCCUCCACUCUUUUAUGACAAAGUGUGGAAUAUUCUGUGCAGUGCGUCUGGUGGAAUCAAAGUCAGUAACCACUUGCUGCCUCAGUUACCUACCAUCUCUGACAUGACUCGAAAUGAGAUCAACUUCCAGCUCAAAGUGGAGGAGUUACUGAACGAUAUAUCGAACCCUGAGUACAGACAGUUAGUAGUAGAAGUAUUACAUGAUGCUAUCAGACUCUACACCAUCGACCAAGAGAAACUUGGGAAACGUGGUCUGAUCGAAAAUUUCUACAAUACACCACCCGACGGGAAAGGAGGGACUACUACCUACCUGACAAGGGCCAUAGUGAACAGGCUUCUGGCAGAGGGCAUGGAUGUGUCUGCUUGUACUAUUAGCUAAAUCAGGGACCUUAUGAGGUAUGAUAAUAAAGGGGACUACUACCUACCUAACAAGGGCCAUAGUGAACAGGCUCCUAGUUUAGGGCAUGGAUGUGUCUGCUCGUACUAUUAGCUAAAUCAGGGACCUUAUGAGGUAUGGUAAUGAUAAAGGGGACUUCUACCCACCUGACAAGGGCCAUAGUGAACAGGCUCCUGGCAGAGGGCAUGGAUGUGUCUGCUUGUACUAUUAGCUAAAUCAGGGACCUUAUGAGGUAUGGUAAUAAUAAAGGGGACUACUGCCUACCUGAUAAGGGCCCUUAUAAACAUGCUUCUAAGUCUAGCAGCGUACUAAAACUUUAUAAAUGCCAAGUACUAUUUUUAGUUAAGUCAGAAACAAGAAGGAAGAAUGCUCAAAACAGAUCGUCUUUAGCUCAGAAAAUAGCAUUUGUCCUUUUGCUAUUUAAGAUUGGAGCGAUAAGAUUUAUAGAUAAAAAGAAUUAUCCGUAAUAUGAUAAACAAAAUGAUAUUUUUCGUAGCUAAUGAUCUUUAGUUGACAAAGAAGUCUACUGCAGACAGAUGCUCGAUAUCCAAGUACUUUUACUGUUAUUAUGAAUGUAAUUCAACUGAUUCUUGUAACCUUAA
Molecule: messenger RNA, 3831 nt
Organism: Actinia tenebrosa (Australian red waratah sea anemone)
Lineage: Eukaryota; Metazoa; Cnidaria; Anthozoa; Actiniaria; Actiniidae
Product: phosphorylase b kinase regulatory subunit beta
Biological process (GO): glycogen metabolic process
Cellular component (GO): phosphorylase kinase complex
Molecular function (GO): calmodulin binding
Source: RefSeq, a predicted model, not a curated record